Molecule: messenger RNA, 2760 nt
Organism: Esox lucius (northern pike)
Lineage: Eukaryota; Metazoa; Chordata; Actinopteri; Esociformes; Esocidae
Gene: sgcb
Product: sarcoglycan, beta (dystrophin-associated glycoprotein)
Exons: 6
Coding region: 182-1111 (309 amino acids)
Biological process (GO): muscle organ development
Cellular component (GO): sarcoglycan complex; sarcolemma
Source: RefSeq, a predicted model, not a curated record
GGUCAGAUCUAGCAGUUAACAGGAGAACACACUUAGGUCCUUGAAAUCUUUUCUGAACAGUUCAGUCUUUAGCUACCACUUAUAAAGGCCAGAGACUACAGCUCUGUCAAUGACUUGAACUGCAUUCCACAGCCAUGGUUUUAUUCUGUUCUGGGGCUGUUGAAGGGAUCCGGAGGAGCGAAUGGAGAGUUCCAACGGACCUGUGAAGAGGUCUAUGAGGGAGAAGGCCAUCGAACGGCGGACCACCAACAAGGAGCACAACAGCAACUUCAAGGCCGGCUAUGUGCCCAUUGAGGAGGAGCGCCUGCACAAGACCGGCCUGAGAGGACGGAAGGGCAACAUGGCUGUCUGCAUCAUAGUCCUGCUCUUCCUCCUCGCACUCAUCAACCUCAUUAUCACUCUGGUCAUUUGGACUGUGAUCCGCAUCGGGCCCAGUGGUUGUGACAGUAUGGAGUUCCAUGACAGUGGGCUGCUACGCUUCAAACAGAAAGCAGACAUGGGUGUUAUCCACCCGCUACACAAGAGCACUGUGGGGGGAAGGAAGGACCAGGACCUGGUUAUCACCGGCAACAACAACCCAGUGGUGUUUCAGCAGGGCUCCACUAAGCUCAGUGUAGAGAAGGAGAAGACGUCCAUUACCAGUGACAUGGGCAUCUCCUUCACUGACCCACGCACUCAGAACACCUACUUCAGCACAGACUUUGAAAACCAUGAAUUCCACCUGCCUAAAGGAGUCAAAGUACUCAGUGUUAAGAAAGCCUCCACAGAAAGGAUCACCAGCAACGCUUCCUCUGACCUGUCCAUCAAAGGGGACAGCAAGGCGAUCAUCCGUGGCAACGAGGGAGUCUUUAUCAUGGGCAAGACAGUGGAGUUCAGGAUGGGAGGGAAUAUUGAGCUCAAAGCUGAGAACAGUAUCGUUCUAAACGGCUCGGUGAUGGUGAGCGUCAGUCGCAUGCCUAACUCCUCAGUGGGAGCCAACGUGUAUUUCGACGAGAGCCUGUUGAGGUACAAGUUGUGUAUGUGUGCAGAUGGAACUCUGUUCCGGGUCCAGGUGAAGUAUCAGAACAUGGGCUGCCAGACCUCUGAAAACCCCUGUGGAUCGGCCCACUAAGAGACUGGAAGAGAAACUAAUGUUACACCCUCGGUUAUAUUCUGCAUUCUUCUUUGGUCAAGUCUGGCCAACUGCUGUUGAAAAACCCUAGAACAGUGUGCAGUGCAUACUGCAAACACAUUAGAAAUGUAACAACCCGAAAACACUAUUUUAUGGUGGCCUUUUUGUUAGUCUGCGUAUCCGCUUGGCCAAAGAUCUCCAGAGAAGUGCUGGAGUAUUAUUAUUUUGUUUAGAGCAGCAUUACAGACGCAGCUUUAUACCAAGCCGUCCCACAUUAAUAACACUUCUGGGUACUCCUGUUGAUAAUCAUUUGUUUAUGUAUAGAUUACACUGGCAGCUGUGUGUCUCACAAGUACAAGUCUGUCUGUGUUUGAAAUCAGCCAUGGACCGUUAAGGGCUAAAUUCAAUCAAACCUGCAUUGCAAUUUUUACGCAUUAGUUCUUAUUCCAUUGGCUGAAUAAACUCACUGUCUGGUUUGGGUAAAAACCUACAACUUCUAGCAGGCUGGUCUUGGGUACCUCAUGAUUACCAACUACUAUCAGACUGGUCUUGGGUACCUCAUGAUAAACUAAAUGCUAGCAGACUGGUCUUGGCUACCUCAUGAUAACAUACAAAUACUAGCAGACUGGUCUUGGGUACCUCAUGACAACCUACAACUACUAGCAGACUGGUCUUGGGUACCUCACGGUAACCUCCAGAAAUACUAGCAGACUGGUCUUGGGUACCUCAUGAUAACCUACAAAUAUUAGCAGACUGGUCUUGGGUACAUCAUAGCCUACUACCAGGGUGACUUUCUUUACAGGUAUGCUUUAACUUCUCAGAAAUUGAAUGGGAAGUAAAUGAAAUUGCGUAAAGAUUGCUGUUGUAGUUUUGAAUGAAUCCCAGACUCGGGGUUGUGGAUCAUUAUAUUUAUUAUUGGUUACGGUUAGUUAAGGAGUUAUUUGUUGGAGUUAGUGGGAUAUGUGGAAGGGUUAGCACUUCACUGAAGUAAUAGUAAACUUAAUUUUAUCCGUCCAGUAUUACUAAUAGCAGGAAAAACACUGCUCUUGUUUUAAGGUCUAGUGAAUUUUUUUUAUGGUAGGACUCUCAGAUCUUUCUUCAUUGCUGCCUACAUCUGCCUUCUCAUCCUGUAUGUGCCAAACAGUUUUUCUGAUCCUUCACAAGGAACAAGAUUAAAAUGUAUCUAGUUAAAAUGCCAAAUGGAGUUUAUUUUCAUUAGUCUACACAACAUAAUAUUGUCUACUGGUCCGAAACAGGAACAUACUUGCACUAAGAUACACUACAGAUGAUUGCAGUUCGCAAAUAAAUAUUCAUGAAGCUUUUUGUGUUUGUUUUAAAUUAUAUAUUUUGAUAACAUGGGUUUUGAAAUAAUCAUUAUUGAGUGAUAUUUUGUGCAAUAUAACACAAAGUGGCAGUGCUACAUUUGUGCUGUCUAUUUACUUUGAGCUUAGUGGCAGUUAUUUAAAAUGCUAAAUAUGUGCAUCAAAUUGUUGCUACAGUGACAAUGUACUUGUAGAAAUGUGGUUAUCAUCUCAAACCACAAUUCUGGACUUCAUGCCUGUUUUUAAGGAAUAUAUUGUUUGAUAACGGAACCUUUAGGUCAAGCAUUAAAAAACUGUUUUAAUAAAGAGGUUUGCUGUGUUUGAAAA